AGAUUCAAAAACCUGACAAGAAAAGUGGCGUGUCUUUGCGAGUGAACAAGCGUUGUUUCCGAGCUUUAUCUUGUGUUUCCUGGUGGUUCAGAGCCCACAGAAGAUGGCCCAGUUCGGCUUUGAGAACGACAUUCACAGCAUUUUGAAGCUGGACAUGCCCAUCACAAACGCCCCGAUGGCGAGAUGGCAGAGGAAGGCCAGCUCCUCCACCACAGCAGCAGGGAACGGCCUGUCUCCUGGGAAGUCUGUAAAUGUGUCUCUGAGCUCCUCCAAAACGCCCAGCAAGACCCCAGGGAAGGGCAAAAAACAAACUCCUUCCAAAAUGGGUGGCGACCGUUUUAUCCCCAUCAGAAACAGUAAACAGAUGGACGUGGCCACUUUUUUGCUCACUAAAGAAAAUGAACCUGACAACCCAACUACUACUUCAGCAAAAGCCAUGUCGGUGACCUUAAAUGGAUAUGAUCUUGAAGAUGCCAAGAUCCUACAUCUUGGAGGAAAGCCUCUAAAUGCACCAGAAGGCUACCAAAACAAUCUGAAGGUUCUUUACAGUCAGGGUACAACUCCUGCCUCAACCAAAAAGACUAGAUACAUCUCCUCAACACCUGACAAAAUCUUGGAUGCUCCUCAACUUCGUAAUGAUUUCUAUCUAAAUCUACUUGACUGGAGCAGUCGAAACAUGCUUGCUGUCGCACUCCACAACAGUGUUUAUCUGUGGGAUGCAACUCAAGGAGAUGUAAUUCUUCUAAUGAAGCUGGAGCGUGAGGAGGAUUAUAUUUGUUCUGUGUCCUGGACCAAAGAAGGAAGCUAUCUUGCAAUUGGCACCAGUGAUUGCAAAGUUCAGUUAUGGGAUGUUGAGAACCAGAAAAGACUUCGCAGCAUGGCUAGCCACACAGCCAGAGUUGCUAGUCUCAGUUGGAAUGACUACAUUCUUUCAAGUGGCUCCAGAUCGGGACACGUCCAUCAUCAUGAUGUGAGAAUGGCACAACACCACAUAUUCUCACUGACCGCACACUCACAAGAAGUAUGCGGGCUCAAGUGGUCACCCGACGGCAGAUAUCUGGCCAGCGGAGGCAAUGACAAUCUGGUGUGUGUAUGGCCCCGUGUCUCGGAUGGUAGUAUGGGCAAUGAGAGCCAGGCUGUUCGCAGUUGGAGUGAACACCAAGGAGCUGUUAAGGCCUUGGCUUGGUGUCCGUGGCAACCAAAUAUCCUUGCAUCUGGGGGUGGCACGAGUGACCGUCACAUACGCAUCUGGAAUGUCAACAGUGGCUCUUGCAUCAGUUCAAUAGACUCUCAGUCCCAGGUAUCUUCUCUUGUAUUUGCACCAAAUUACAAAGAGCUGGUUUCUGCUCAUGGAUACGCACACAAUAAUGUUGUUGUCUGGAAGUAUCCUUCACUCACAAAGGUGGCAGAGCUCAGUGGACAUGCAGACCGAGUGCUCAGUGUAGUUCUAAGCCCAGACAACUCUACAAUGGCAACUGUUGCUGGUGAUGAGACUAUUCAAAUAUGGAAGAGUUUUGAAGUGGAUCCUGUUAAAAAGAAAGCCAUGGAUCGGUUGGUAAAACCAACAACUACUGGUUUGCACCACUCCAUCAGAUAAUGAGUCUUAGAUUUUUUUUUUUCACAGUACUAAAUGAACUAUUUUUAUUUAACCUAUAAUAAACAUUUUGGCCA
This is a messenger RNA of Periophthalmus magnuspinnatus, 1671 nucleotides long. RefSeq names its product cell division cycle 20 homolog (gene cdc20). Gene Ontology annotation, cellular component: anaphase-promoting complex. The record is from RefSeq and is a predicted model, not a curated record. Gene Ontology annotation, molecular function: protein binding; ubiquitin ligase activator activity; anaphase-promoting complex binding. NCBI's taxonomy places the organism in Eukaryota, Metazoa, Chordata, Actinopteri, Gobiiformes, Gobiidae. The coding region runs from base 104 to 1597 and encodes 497 amino acids. Gene Ontology annotation, biological process: positive regulation of anaphase-promoting complex-dependent catabolic process; positive regulation of ubiquitin protein ligase activity; anaphase-promoting complex-dependent catabolic process. The transcript is spliced from 11 exons.